UCUCGGCAAUAGGGCGCAUUUUUAAGAGAGCGCGGUGGGAAACGAGCCCCGGGUCCAGCACAGAGCAUGGGCACUCCUCCUGUUUAAUAUUAGACGUACUUCCCACCCCUCUCCUGCAUCUCAUUUUCGGGAGCCAGUUGUCGCUAGGUGAAAGCAGCGCCUCCAGAUUGAAGCAGGUGUCCAACAUGGCGAUCACGGGCAGCGGAUCUCUCUCUGCGGCGCUCUUUUUAUUCGCGGCGUCGGCGGCUCAUCUUCUCCUCCGAGGAGAUGCGCAGAACAUCCCAGUCCAAAGCCAGAACCUCGUGACGGAUAAUGUCUCCGUAGUGGAGGGAGAGGUCGCAACCAUCAGUUGCAGAAUCAAGAACAAUGACGAUUCCGUCAUCCAGCUCCUCAACCCCAACAGACAGACCAUCUACUUCAAAGACGUCAGGCCCUUGAAGGACAGCCGCUUUCAGCUGGUCAACUUCUCGGACAAUGAGCUGCGGGUGUCCCUGUCCAACGUGUCACUGUCGGACGAGGGCCGCUACGUGUGCCAGCUUUACACUGACCCUCCCCAGGAAGCCUAUGCCGACAUCACUGUCCUGGUCCCACCAGGCAAUCCAAUCAUCGAAUCCCGAGAGGACAUUGUCAGCGAAGGGAACGAGACCGAGAUGAUCUGCACUGCCAUGGGCAGCAAGCCCGCUUCCACCAUCCGAUGGAUGAAGGGAGACAAGGAGCUACAAGGCAAGUCGGAGGUGGAGCUCACAUACGACAAGAUGUUCACCGUCACCAGCCGCCUGACACUCACCGUCACCAAGGAGGACGACGGUGUCCCCGUUGUCUGCAUCGUGGAUCACCCCGCCGUUAAGGACUUCCAGGCACAGAAGUACCUGGAGGUUCAAUAUAAACCAGAGGUGAAGAUUGUAGUGGAGUUUCCUGAAGGGCUGACAAGGGAAGGAGAAAAUCUCGAGCUGACUUGCCAAGCCAAAGGCAAACCCCAGCCCCAGAAUAUCAACUGGGUGAAGGUUGACGAUGAUGUCCCAUCACACGCUGUGAUAACAGGCACAGACCUACUCAUCGAAAACCUCAACAAGUCCUACAAUGGAACAUAUCGCUGUGUGGCGUCCAACUCAGUCGGCGAGUCCUAUGAUGACUACAUCCUGUAUGUUUACGAUGUUCUCACCACCACCUCUAUACCCCCAACCACCACCACCACCACCACCACUAGCCCAACCACUACCAUCCCAGCACCCGCCCAAGACGCCGCGUCCAGCACAGAGCCGGCGGCUCACGACUCAAGGGCGGGUGAAGGCACGUCCCCCUCUGUGGACCACGCGGUCAUCGGGGGUGUCGUGGCCGUGGUGGUCUUCGCCAUGCUCUGCCUCCUCAUCAUCCUGGGUCGAUAUUUUGCAAGACACAAAGGUACUUAUUUUACACAUGAAGCCAAAGGGGCGGAUGAUGCCGCAGAUGCCGACACGGCCAUCAUUAACGCCGAAGGGGGCCACAACAACUCGGACGAGAAGAAAGAGUAUUACAUCUAACGUCGCUGGCCUGCGGUGCCCCUCGUCGGGCCCAGGGCUGC
Molecule: messenger RNA, 1561 nt
Organism: Paramormyrops kingsleyae
Lineage: Eukaryota; Metazoa; Chordata; Actinopteri; Osteoglossiformes; Mormyridae
Gene: cadm1a
Product: cell adhesion molecule 1a
Biological process (GO): homophilic cell-cell adhesion; detection of stimulus; cell recognition
Cellular component (GO): neuron projection; synapse; plasma membrane
Molecular function (GO): signaling receptor binding
Source: RefSeq, a predicted model, not a curated record